Molecule: messenger RNA, 2533 nt
Organism: Protopterus annectens (West African lungfish)
Lineage: Eukaryota; Metazoa; Chordata; Ceratodontiformes; Protopteridae
Product: zinc-binding protein A33-like
Exons: 14
Coding region: 12-1541 (509 amino acids)
Molecular function (GO): zinc ion binding
Source: RefSeq, a predicted model, not a curated record
UGACUUUUGUCAUGAUGGCAUGCAACAAACAGACUGAAGACUUUGAAGAAGAGUUAUACUGUCCUAUUUGUCUGGAAACGUUUAAGACUCCAGUUAUACUUGACUGUGGGCACAAUUUCUGCGAGCACUGUAUCACGGUAUAUUGGAACAAGGCUAACAUUCUCUCUUGCCCUGAGUGCAGAUGUGAGUUUUCAACAAGAAAAUUUACAGUUAAUCGAAAAUUGGCUAGGCUGACUGAACUGAUUAUAAAACCGGAUCCAAAACCCGAGCAGGUGUGCAAGGAACAUGAGAAGAUUAGAGAAUUGUUUUGCAUGGAAGAUGAGACAUUGCUUUGUACUCUGUGUGUACCUAAACAUCAUGGUCACCCUAUUAUAACCCUGCCAGAAGCAAUGGGAACAUAUCAGGAAUUUUUGAAACAGGCCUCAAUUAAUAUGGAAUGCAUUCUGGAAGGUGCUCAAGAAGCAAAUGUAAAACAGGAGCAAGCAGUCACAGGCCUUAAUGAAUGCUCCCAGAAUCUGGAACACCACAUUACAUCAGAGUUUGCCAAGCUACAUCAGUUCCUUCAGGACAAGCAGCAGGAGCUGAUUGAACAACUGAAGGAGGAAACAGCAGGAAUUCUGAGGAAUAUGGAGGAAAACAGGAACAAAAUUUCUAAUAAGAGGGACACCAUUCAUAUAAAUAUAUCUACUAUUCGUUUACAGCUAGAGUCAAACGAUGCACUUCUUUUUCUUUUGGGAGUUAAGAAUGUGAUGAAAAGUAUCCUCACAUAUUUAGAUCCACAAAUUGAAGACUGUAUUACAGUGGUGAAAACUGAAUUGAAUCUAAAACUAUACAAGGAUCCACAAUUACUACAUAAUAUUUGGAAGGACAUGGGAUCUCUUUUCAAGCCAGUUAAGGGUCCUCCUCCUGAAGUGCCAAAGAAGACUACAACCAAAGCUUCUUUUAAGGGUCCUCCUUCUGAAGAGCGAAAGAGGAGUGCAACAGUACCUUCUGUUAAGGGUCCUCUUCCUGAAGUGCAAAAGAAGAGUGCAACGUUACCUUAUGCUCCAGAUAGACCAAUCACUCCUUCAGAAGAAGGUGUAAAAAGCCCCAAGUCCGAAAUUCCAGAUAGAGCAAUCACUCCUGUAGAACAAGUUGUAAAAAGCCUCAGUUCUGAAAUUCCAGCUAGAGCAAUCACUCCUGCAGAACAAGUUGUAAAAAGCCCCAAAUCCGAAAAACCUGUCUCAAAUGAUUCCAACCUUGAAAAGUUUUUUAAUUGGAUGUUUGGACCCUCACCGACCAAGGAUGAAGUGAAUGUUCACAGGGAAAAGGACACUGCAACAAGCCAACCUGAAAGUACGGAACCAGUGCAGAACAAGGAAAGAGCACAUUCUGCAGGUACCCCAAUCCACAUGGACAUUCUCCGUAAUAAACUGAUUCGGGAGAUAAAGCAAAAGCAAGAUGUAAAGAAAAUUCAAACAGAAAUCCAAGAGGAUAUCGCCAAGGAAAUUAACGCCAAUGAGGAGACUGGCAGAGACGCAAAAAAGCCAUUACUGGUGUAAUCAUUUGGCAAGAUGGUAAAGGAGAAAUAAAACAAAGGUUAGGGAAAGUAAUGAAUACAAGAAAUAGAAUACAUAGACAUUAUUUGGAAGCAUACCUGUCAGCUAUCCAAAUGUUCACAGAAUGUCCAGAUUCUUGCCUCAUAUUUUUGGUCUGUUCUUCUUACAAUUUGUGGUUUUCUGGCAAAUUACUGAGGAUUGAUGUAAUUAAACACCCACAACCAACAUGGCAACUCCCUCUAUUCCUACAAAAUUGCCAGACUAUGGAAAACACUUCCUCAGCCAAUCACACAAAACCUAAUUAUCAAGAAUUAAAAAAUAAAUUUUAAAACUCCACCUAUCCAAUCAUUGACUUUGUUCCUGCUAUUCUCCAGGAUCAUUUCAAACAGGCUCUAUUACUACAUUCAACUCUCAUUGUUUUCCCAUAUGCUGUAAUAAUGCGACAUAUUUUUGUUCACUAUUUAACUAUACUUCUGUAUACACAAUCUUCUCACUGUUAUUUGCACAUUUUCUACUGUGAUUGCAAUUAAAGUUGUAUUGACUGUAUUCUGUAAUUUUUCCAUGCUGCUUUUAGCCUACUUAGUAUCAUGUCAGUAUUAGAAGUUCCUAACUCUAACCCUGUAUCUUCUGUAAAGUAGUGGAUAUAUAUUCUGUAUGCUUAUAUUCUUACUUGUGGAGAUUUUCUUUCCAGGUCUCCACUGAAGACGAGCUCCUAGACUAGUCAGUCAUCACCCGGUUAACAAAUGCAAUAAAUACAAAUAAAUAAAAAUAAUUAAUGACAAAUAUUUGAGUUUCUGACUUUCAUAUAUUUCAGAAAAUACUUGCUACAAGAAAACCUGCUGUUAUUCUAGUAACUUUCUAGAGCACAGUAUAUAUCAAGCAUAUUUCACAUUAGAGUAAACUUCUCCGUUCAAAAGAAAAAAAAAGGCAGUGCCAAUGACAUUUAGCGACUAUAUUAUAUGAUUGAACUUUCAAAAGUUCGACUGUCAUAUGGU